Molecule: messenger RNA, 858 nt
Organism: Lactuca virosa
Lineage: Eukaryota; Viridiplantae; Streptophyta; Magnoliopsida; Asterales; Asteraceae
Source: the annotation of a GenBank genome assembly
AUGGAGGAACAAAACUCAAGAAUCUGCGUGGAUUUGAGUUCAUCAUCGAGCACAUACAUUAGGCCAAGUUCGAGCAUGAUUUCUCCAAAAUCGAACGAUCCACUUGAGAAUCUGCUAAACCUUAAUGAUUUUGAAAUACAAAUCAUUUUAGAUUAUAUCAGUCACGAAACUCAUACCAUCGAAACACAUCCAAACAACGAGGUAAAAGAGUUGGCUGGAAUUCCAAUCAUUUUCAACGAAACCACCCAACCUGAGUCUUCUCCAUCAUCCGCCGUUACUUAUAGCAGCAGGAAUUUCUCAACCGGUGGCGGGAUGACUUCCGACAACAAAGCUCCGGCAAAGGUAAACGAGGGUUUAUCUGAUGUCAUCCAUAAUCAACGACAACCAUCAAUGAUGGGGUACAGAGGAGUAAGACGACGGUCAUGGGGGAAGUUCGGGGCUGAGAUGCGGAAUCCAAAGACAGGCGUGAGGAUGUGUUUAGGGACUUACAAGACGGCUGAGGAAGCUGCCAUGACGUAUGAUCGAGAAGCAUUUAAGCUCCGUGGACGUCGCGCAGUAGUUAACUUCCCGGGUAUCCGUUACAGUCACCGGCAGCUCUCUGAUGCGUCACCGGAGAAGACGAUACCAGCAGAAAGCAACGCCGACUACAUUUUCCGGGCGUCUACGAUAUGCGAGAAUGGGGUGGUUAUUUUGCUGUCCCCAAUGCUUAUAGACAACGUGGUGGAAGUUAGAAGAUGUAACGAUAUGAUCAUGGGAAUCAAGGCAGUGGUUGGAGGGGAGAUGGUGAGCGAUGUGUGUGCUUACGUCCCCAUAGUGGUUUGGGUGAGUUGGAAAAGAGGAAUUUAUGGGAUGUGUUAG